Molecule: messenger RNA, 978 nt
Organism: Anneissia japonica
Lineage: Eukaryota; Metazoa; Echinodermata; Crinoidea; Comatulida; Comatulidae
Product: lipoma-preferred partner homolog
Exons: 4
Coding region: 601-957 (118 amino acids)
Biological process (GO): cell-cell adhesion
Cellular component (GO): stress fiber; focal adhesion
Source: RefSeq, a predicted model, not a curated record
CGGAGGAGAAAAUAAAAAUAAAAUAAGAUGGUUAAAUGCUUCAAAUUUAUAUAAUUAAGAAGAAAUACAUAUCUUAUCCUUGGAGAUUUCAAGGCUGCAGAGGGCGUAAUAAAAAUAAAGAAAUAUCUUUUAUUUUUCUCUGAAAUUGCACUUUUUGGUGGCGGCGGGUAUGCUAAUUGGCCAAAAAUAAAAUUUUGUUUUUAUUUGAAAUAAUCAGUAUUUGCAGUCGGCGGGUUCGCUAAACAAGGUAUAAAAAAGUGCCGCCUAAGUGUUAAUAUUCGGUGAAUACACUUUAAUAAAAGAUUCAAAUGAAUUGAGCAGUGUUAUGUCAAAGCUGUUUUCCAGAACAUUGUAUAUGUCAGAUUAUUAUAAAGUUGCUAAUUGCUUUAAUGUCAAAUGGUUAGUUAGUUUUAUUGCCUUUAGAUGAGGUGUUUGUCAUAUGGUCGCUAUCGUUCCUCCAGUCUGUCGCCCCUCAUCCAACCGGCCAGCAGCUGCUUGGCUAGCUAGUUUAAUCAAUUUCAGUUGCCUAAAGCUGUGUAUCGAUAUACAAGGUUUCUUUGCUGGAAUAGACUGCUACAGCUAUCUACUUAAAACUUAAAUAUGAGUCUUUGUGCACAAUGCGGCCUGAAGGUUGUCGGAGAGGACUCGGGGUGCACAGCUAUGGACCGUGUGUUCCAUGUUGCAUGCUUCACGUGUGAAACCUGUCACACCAAGUUACGUGGACAACCAUUCUAUGCUAUGGUUUCUAAAGCUUUCUGUGAGAACUGUUAUAUAUCGUCUCUUGAGAAGUGUUCCACUUGCUCCAAGCCAAUCACUGAGCGGAUCUUGCGUGCAACAGGAAAACCUUACCACCCUGCUUGUUUCACCUGUGUUGUGUGUGGCGAGAGCCUUGAUGGUGUUCCAUUUACUGUCGAUGCAACCAAUCAAAUCCACUGUAUCAAAGAUUUCCAUAAGUAAGUGUCAUGAAUUUUCAUUGGC